CGGUCAUUGACCUUACCACAUCGCAAAUCGAAAGUUCAAAAUGUUUGUAAUUUAAUUUAAUUUUAUUAUUUACCGGUAAAAUACGUAUCUGUGAUAAAUUGUGAAUAAAUAAAAUUACAUAAAAACAAUGUUGGGUAAAAAAUCAGUUUUCUUUACAGUAAUUGCACUUACGGCAAGUUUUUUCUUUAGAACUCGUUUGGAAGAAUUGUUUGAAAGUUGUAAAAGUUUACUUUCACAUCAUGAUAAUAAUAUUGAAGGUGUAUUCUCGGCUGCUCAGUUAGCAGAAUAUAAUGGAUUGAAAAAAGAUAAACUUUAUUUGGCUUUAAUGGGUAUUGUAUACGAUGUGACGGAGGGUAAAAGGCAUUACAGCAGUAAUGCACCAUACCAUUACUUUGUGGGAAAAGAUGGCUCUCGGGCAUUUAUAACAGGAGACUUUCAAGAUGAGAGUGAAGACAAGGACAACGUGCUGACUCUCUCUUGCAACGAGUUGUUUAACUUGCUCAACUGGGAAAAUACCUUAAAAGAAAAAUAUACAUCUGUAGGUUUACUGAUUGGCAGAUUUUAUGAUGAAAAAGGGAGAAAGACAGAGUACUCAAAACUUUUUGAUGACAAGAUUGUAGAGUGCACAGCAGAGAAGGAGUUAGCUAAGAAACAGGAGGCCAAGCUUCCACCGUGCAACAUGGAAUGGACCUCCAGUGAAGGCACUCGGGUGUGGUGUACAAGAACUAGUGGUGGCAUUUCAAGAGAUUGGGUAGGUCUCCCACGCCAGCUCUACAGCCCCGGUGGUCAACAGCCACGCUGUGUCUGUGUCAACCCGGACGAUGACCACUCGUCCACACUAUUGAAGACUUAUGACAAUUGUCUAGAAACAUCAUCUUCAUGUUACGUUAAGAAUUAACAUUGUUUGUAAGUGCAAUGUUAUUUUAAUAGAAUCUCAAAUAAAUUAUAUCAUUUAUUGGA
This is a messenger RNA of Leguminivora glycinivorella, 960 nucleotides long. RefSeq names its product neuferricin homolog. NCBI's taxonomy places the organism in Eukaryota, Metazoa, Arthropoda, Insecta, Lepidoptera, Tortricidae. The record is from RefSeq and is a predicted model, not a curated record. Gene Ontology annotation, cellular component: membrane; endomembrane system.